AUGGCCGCAGAAAACGCCAAUACAUAUCUGCAACACCACCCUUCAGACGAGUCUGACAAUGAUGUUGGAUAUGAUUCAGAAGCCGCCGAAGUCUCAAAAGUUGGUCGAGCGUCGAAGAGAAGGAAGACGAGUCAUACUUCCUCAGGUGAAGACUCCGAGGACGAGCAAAAGCGGCAGACGAAGCAGCGCGCGGUAGCUCUGAUACGUGAUGCUCAAGAAGCGAACGGCCCGGACAGAGAGCAAGACCACGACGAAGGUGCCGAGAUCACGGGAAAGGAUUUGAUGACCACGCAGAGCAGGGAAUCGGUGGGUGUAGUUCUCGAGGACGAGAGCAUAUCUGCGGUAUCCCGGAAGAAGCAGAAAAAAAGGACGAUAAAAUCCAAAGACAAGGAUACACCACCAGGUGUAAUCUACCUCUCCUCUCUACCGCCAUACCUCAAGCCCUCAGCUUUACGAAAUCUUCUGUCACAGCGCGGCUUUGAACCUAUAGCACGAUUAUUCCUCUCCCCAGCCUCGAAGCACAAAUCAAGCUCGAAGAAGAAUUCCCGACAGCUGUACACCGAGGGCUGGAUCGAAUUCGCAUCCAAAAAGACCGCCAGGAGAUGUGCCGAAACACUAAACGCUCAAGUGAUUGGCGGCAAGAAGGGUGGAUUCUACCAUGAUGACGUCUGGAACAUGAAAUACCUGAGGGGCAUGCGGUGGGAGGAAUUGAUGGCGGGUGUUAGAGAGGAGAAGCGCGAGAUGGAGGGCAGGAGAGAUGAGGAGAGGAGAAACAUCAUGCGCGACACCAAGAGGUUCGUGGAGGGUGUAGAGGAAGGCAGGAGGCUCCAGGGCAUGAAGAGGAAGAAAGAGUCCAAACAACAUUUGGACUCUGAUACGCCGGCACAGCCAGAUGUCAAGCGUACUUGGAGACAGUUCGAUGUCAAAGGAAAUGAACGGCAUGAGAAAUCGAAUAGAGGCAGCGCUCACCAGAGUGGUAUUUCUGACGACGUAAAGGAGGUCUUGGGAAAGAUCUUCUAG
Exophiala bonariae is the source of this 1020-nucleotide messenger RNA. RefSeq lists its product as uncharacterized. Gene Ontology annotation, molecular function: RNA binding. The coding region runs from base 1 to 1020 and encodes 339 amino acids. The transcript has a single exon. Gene Ontology annotation, biological process: endonucleolytic cleavage to generate mature 5'-end of SSU-rRNA from (SSU-rRNA, 5.8S rRNA, LSU-rRNA); small-subunit processome assembly; endonucleolytic cleavage in ITS1 to separate SSU-rRNA from 5.8S rRNA and LSU-rRNA from tricistronic rRNA transcript (SSU-rRNA, 5.8S rRNA, LSU-rRNA). Gene Ontology annotation, cellular component: nucleolus. The record is from RefSeq and is a predicted model, not a curated record. Lineage: Eukaryota; Fungi; Ascomycota; Eurotiomycetes; Chaetothyriales; Herpotrichiellaceae.